This is a messenger RNA of Eufriesea mexicana, 1537 nucleotides long. RefSeq names its product netrin-3. Gene Ontology annotation, cellular component: basement membrane. The record is from RefSeq and is a predicted model, not a curated record. NCBI's taxonomy places the organism in Eukaryota, Metazoa, Arthropoda, Insecta, Hymenoptera, Apidae. The annotation marks the transcript as partial. The transcript is spliced from 2 exons. Gene Ontology annotation, biological process: tissue development; animal organ morphogenesis; dendrite development.
AUGAAGAGCGAAGCAGCGGCGCGUUUACUCGGAAUCGUCUGCGUUGCGAUUCUGUUCGUUCACGGAAACGCGUUGGCGGGCAGCGAGAUCUACGCGAAGACGUUCCCGAGCAAGCAACACCCGUCGGACCCUUGCUACGACGAGGACAGGCCACGACGGUGCAUUCCGAACUUCGUGAACGCAGCGUUCGGCGCCGUGGUAGAGGCCUCGUCGACCUGCGGAAGCGGCGGGCCCACGAGAUACUGCGACGUGAUCGAGCAACCGGGAGGUAGCACGAGUAUAGGUCAGUGCCACAUCUGCGACGACAGCACGCCGCGGCGUCGAUUCCCCGCGAGCUACCUGACGGAUGUGAGCAACCCCAACAACGUGACCUGCUGGCGGAGCGAGCCGCUCGUCACGUCGCAGAGCUUCUCCGCGCCGCCAGACAACGUGACCUUAACCCUCUCUCUAGGAAAAAAAUACGAACUGACCUACGUCAGCCUGCAAUUCUGCCCGAAGGCUGCCAAGCCGGACUCCAUCGCCAUAUACAAAUCCAUGGACUACGGCAAGACGUGGCAGCCUUUCCAGUUCUAUUCGUCCCAAUGUCGCCGUGUAUACGGCAGGCCUAAUCGGGCGACUAUCACGAAAGCCAACGAGCAAGAAGCCAGAUGCACCGACAGUCAUCGAUACACCGGUGGUAAUGGCCUCGCACCCGUCGGUAGGAUCGCGUUCAGUACCCUGGAGGGUCGUCCGUCGGCGUCGGACUUCGACAACUCGCCCGUCCUUCAGGAUUGGGUCACUGCGACGGACGUUCGUGUGGUCUUCAAUAGACUUCACAUGCCUCAGCAGCCGUCUCAGGAACAGGUCCUGCAGCUCGGAGGGACUGGCGACGAUCGUGAUCGCGAUCGCGACCAUGGCCUCGGCCUUGAAGAAUUGGCCAAGCGAGAGAGAGAGAGAGAGGAGAGGUUGAAGAAUCAGAAGACAUCUCGUGGAUCGUUAGAUCCUCUGGCGACCGCGUUGCCCUCGGUACACCAGGUAAUCGCGCCGCAGGAAAUGCAGUCAAACGACGCCGUGGACGAUGGCGAGAGCUUCGCCGCGGUGACCGUGUCCACGAGCACCAGCAGCAGCAGCCUGACCAACAACCUCGGGACCAUCACGCUCGCUCAUCACUACGCCGUCUCGGACUUCGCCGUCGGCGGCAGGUGUAAGUGCAACGGCCACGCGGCAAGGUGUAUCCAAGGGAAGAACGGCGAGGUGGCCUGCGAGUGCAGGCACAACACCGCCGGCAGAGACUGCGAGAGGUGUCGGCCGUUCCACUUCGACCGACCCUGGGCACGAGCCACUGCCAGAGAUGCCAACGAAUGCAAAGAGUGCAACUGCAAUCUCCACGCAAGAAAGUGCAAAUUCAACAUGGAACUGUACAAGCUGUCGGGACGUGUCAGCGGAGGCGUUUGUCUGCAGUGCCGGCAUUUUACGGCGGGAAGACACUGUCACUAUUGUAAGGAAGGUUACUACAGGGAUCCAGCGAAAUCGAUCCAUCACCGCAAGGCCUGCAAAC